GUUACUCAUGUCUUCGCCAUUGCUAAGAACGUCUUUGGUAUUACCGCAGUGUGAAAACUUGUCUGCAGUUUCCCGAAAAUGGAGCAUCUCAACGUGACUUAAAGCACCCUGCUUUAAGUGUUGCUGGCGAGCGGCAUUGGCCUUAUGAUUUAUUUAGGAAUGCUUUAUCAGGAGGAGAAUGCUCUUUUGUAAACAUGAAUUGCCUGGCUUUUUCUCUAGGCUUCGGCCUCUGUUUUCACUUCAUUGAAACAUUGAUCUUCGCCUAUUUUGCUUCCGUAUGGUUGGCCGACUCACAGGGUCUUUUUCCAAGGCUGGAGAAUGUGGGGGCUUUCAAGAAUGUUUCUGUCGUGCCAGCCCAAGCGACGUGUGGACUCCCAGCCAGAACCACUUUUUGUCACAGCUCUGCAGCUGCUGCAAGGGUUCAGUUUUGCACCCAGCGGCUCUGCAUCCAGGAUUGCCCAUACAGAUCUUCACCUCCUGCCUACACUGCACUUUUUUCUGAAGGCCUCAGGAACUGCAUCACAGUAGACAAGCGUGAUCUGUGUCCCAACUCCCGUAGCAAUUCCACAAGUUUAAUUUUCGGAAAUCACAAGAAUUGCUCUUCUUCUCCUCCCUCUCGGAGGCUGUCGGCAUCAUUUACUUUAGCUGUGUGGUUGAAACCUGAGCAGGAAGGUGUAAUGUGUGUUAUAGAAAAGACAGUGGAUGGGCAAAUUGUGUUCAAACUCACAAUAUCUGAGAAAGAGACCAUGUUUUAUUAUCGCACAGUAAAUGGUUUGCAGCCUCCAAUAAAAGUAAUGACACUGGGGAGAAUUCUUGUGAAGAAAUGGAUUCAUCUUAGUGUGCAGGUACAUCAGACAAAAAUCAGCUUCUUUGUCAAUGGUUUGGAGGAAGAUCAUACAGCUUUUGAUGCAAGAACUCUAAGUGGUUCAAUUACAGAUUUUGACUCUGGUACUAUGCAAAUAGGACAGAGUUUAAAUGGUUUAGAGCAAUUUGUUGGGAGAAUGCAAGAUUUUAGAUUAUACCAAGUGGCGCUUACAAACAGAGAGAUUCUGGAAGUCUUUUCUGGAGAUCUGCUCAGAUUGCAUAUCCAGGCUCAUUGCCGCUGUCCCGGAAGCCACCCUCGGGUCCACCCCUUGGCACAGCGGUUCUGCAUUCCUAAUGAUGCAGAAGACACAACCAAUAAUAGGGUGUUACGGCUGAAUCCCGAAGCCCAUCCUCUUUCCUUUAUCAAUGAUAAUGAUGUUGGUACUUCGUGGAUCUCACAUGUGUUUACAAAUGUUACCCAGCUUAAUCAAGGAGUGACUAUUUCCAUAGAUCUGGAAAAUGGACAAUAUCAGAUAUUUUAUAUCAUCAUUCAGUUCUUUAGUCCACAACCAACAGCAAUAAGGAUUCAAAGGAAGAAGGAGGGCCACUUAGAUUGGGAGGACUGGCAAUAUUUUGCUAGAAAUUGCAGUACUUUUGGAAUGAAAAACAAUGGCCAUUUGGAAAAUCCUGAUUCUGUCAACUGUCUUCAGCUUUCCAAUUUCACUCCAUAUUCCCGUGGUAAUGUCACAUUUAGCAUCCUAACACCAGGUCCAAAUCAUCGUCCUGGAUACAAUAACUUCUAUAAUACCCCAUCUCUUCAAGAAUUUGUAAAAGCCACACAAGUAAGACUUCAUUUCCAUGGACAGUACUAUACAACUGAGACUCCUGUCAGCUCUGGGCACAGAUACUAUGCAGUUGGUGAAAUCACCAUCAGUGGAAGAUGUCAGUGCUACGGCCAUGCGCUUAGCUGUGACUCAGCAAGUCAGCCUUACCGAUGCCUCUGCUCCCAGGAGAGCUUCACAGACGGCCUUCAUUGUGAUCGCUGCUUGCCUCUCUAUAAUGACAAGCCUUUCCGCCAAGGUGAUCAAGUUCGUGCUUUCAAUUGUAAACCUUGUCGAUGCAACAGCCAUUCCAGAAGCUGCCACUACAACAUCUCAGUGGACCCAUUUCCAUUUGAGCACCGCAGAGGGGGUGGAGGAGUUUGUGAUGACUGUGACCAUAACACUACAGGAAGGAACUGUGAGCUGUGUAAGGAUUACUUUUUCCGACAAGUUGGUGCAGAUCCUUCAGCCAAAGAUGUUUGCAAACCCUGUGAUUGUGAUAAAGUCGGCACUAGAAACAGUGGCCUCCUUUGUGAUCAGAUUGGAGGCCAGUGUAAUUGUAAGAGACAUGUGUCUGGCAGACGGUGCAAUCAGUGCCAGAAUGGAUUCUACAAUCUACAAGAGCUGGAUCCUGAUGGCUGCAGUCCUUGCAACUGCAAUACCUCUGGGACAGUGAAUGGAGAUAUUACCUGUCACCCAGACUCAGGCCAGUGCAAGUGCAAAGCUAACGUUAUUGGGCUUAGAUGCAAUCACUGCAGUUUUGGAUUUAAAUUUCUCCGAAGUUUUAAUGUUAACGGAUGUGAGCCCUGCCUGUGUAACCUCCACGGCUCAGUGAGCAAACUCUGCAAUCCUCUCUCUGGGCAGUGUGAGUGCAGAAAAGAAGCCAAAGGACUUCACUGUGACACCUGCAGAGAACACUUUUACGGGCUGGACAUCACUGGUUGCAAGGCCUGCGACUGCAACACAGCUGGGUCCCUCUCUGGGACCAUCUGCGAUGCCUGGACAGGGCAGUGUGUCUGUAAACCCCGUGUUGGAGGGAGACAGUGCAACGAAUGUUUGGAGGGGUACUUUUACCUCCAGCAAAAUAAAUCUUUUCUCUGUCUUCCUUGUAACUGUGAUAAGACUGGGACAGUAAAUGGCUCUCUGCUGUGUGACCAAUCAACAGGACAAUGUCCUUGCAAAUUAGGAGUAACAGGUCUUCACUGUAAUCAGUGUGAGCCUCACAGGUACAAUUUGACCACUGGCAAUUUUCAAGGCUGCCAGAUGUGUGAGUGUGACUCCAUGGGGACAUUCCCUGGGACCAUUUGUGACCCAAUCAGUGGCCAGUGCCUAUGUUUGCCUAAUCGUCAGGGGAGAAGGUGUAAUCAGUGUCAACCAGGUUUUUAUACUUCCCCAGGCAAUGCUACUGGGUGCCUGCCAUGUUCAUGUCAUGCAACUGGGGCAGUGAAUCACAUCUGUAAUAGCCUCACUGGUCAGUGUGUUUGCCAAGAUGCCUCCAUCACUGGUCAAAGUUGUGAUCAUUGUGAAGACCUGUACUUUGGAUUUGAUCCUCGGACUGGAAGAUGUCAGCCUUGCAAUUGUCAUGUCUCAGGAGCCCUGAAUGAAACCUGUCACUUGGUCACAGGCCAGUGUUUCUGCAAACGAUUUGUCACUGGCUCCAAGUGUGAUGUUUGUGUUCCCGGCGCAAGCCAUUUGGAUGUCAACAAUCUCUUGGGCUGCAGCAAAACACCAUCCCAGCAACCCCCACCCAGAGGACAAGUUCAAAGUUCUUCUGCUAUCAAUCUCUCCUGGAGUCCACCUGAUUCUCCAAAUGCCCACUGGCUGACUUACAGUUUGUUCAGGGAUGGUUUUGAAAUCUACACAACUGAAGAUCAAUACCCAUACAAAAUUCAGUACUUCUCAGACAUGGCCCUGUCACCAUAUACCUCAUAUUCCUAUUACAUCGAGAGUACUCAUGUGCAUGGUUCAACAAGGAGUGCACCUGUCAUUUACAGGACUAAACCAGGGGUCCCAGAGGGAAACUUGAACUUAAGUUAUAUCAUUCCUAUUAGCCCAGACUUUGUGAGACUUACUUGGACUGCACCUUCAAAUCGUUCGGGUCCUAUAGAGAAAUAUAUUUUGUCCUGUGCCCCUUUACAUGGCAUCCAGCCGUGUGCAACCUACGAAGGCCAUGAAACCUCAGCUGCCAUCUGGAAUCUGGUUGCAUUCACUGAGUACCGUUUUUCUGUACAGGCAUGUACUAGUGGGGGCUGCUUACACAGCUUGCCCCUUACAGUGACCACAGCCCAGGCACCACCACGAAGGCUGGGCCCACCCGAGGUGCGGAAGAUCAGUUCCACAGAGCUCCAUGUAGAAUGGUCUCCACCAGUGGAACCCAAUGGAAUUAUUAUAAGAUAUGAACUAUAUAUGAGGCAACUGAGAUAUCAUGGAGAAACCGUGUCAGGAGAAAGUCAAGUUUUUCAGAGCAGUGGCUGGCUCAGUCCUCACGCAUUUGCAGAAUCGGCCAAUGAAAAUGCAUUAAAACCUCCUCAAACCACCACAACCAUCACUGGCCUGGAGCCUUUUACCAAGUACGAGUUUAGAGUCUUAGCUGUGAACGUGGCUGGCAGUGUGUCUUCUGCCUGGACUUCAGAAAGAACGGGAGAAUCAGCACCCAUGUUCAUGAUCCCUCCUUCAGUCUUUGCUCUCUCACCGUAUGCUCUCAAUGUUUCCUGGGAGAAGCCAGCAGACAAUGUUACACGUGGAAAUGUUGUGCGCUAUAACAUCAACAUGAUUUCUGAACAAUUGCCUCAACAAUCUAUUCCAGUGGUGUUUUCACAGGUGUUAUACACUGCUAAAUCCCAAGAAUUGUCUUAUAUUGUAAAAGGACUUAAACCUUAUAGAAUAUACAACUUUACUAUUUCCCUCUGCAAUUCAAUUGGUUGUGUAACCAGUGCUUCGGGAGCAGGACAGACAUUAGCAGCUGCACCAGCCCAGCUGAGGCCUCCUGUGGUUGAAGGAAUCAACAGCACGACCAUCCUUCUUAGGUGGCUUGCACCUGAGGACCUGAACGGACCCUCUCCUAUUUAUCAGCUGGAAAGGAGAGAGGCAUCUCUGCCGGCUCCAAGCGCCAUGAUGGUGAAAGGAAUUCGUUUCACAGGGAAUGGAUAUUACAGAUUUCCCAGCUCUGCUCACCCAGUCAAUGCAGACUUUACUGGCAUUAGGGCCAGCUUUCGAACAAGAGUGCCUGAAGGUUUGAUUGUCUUUGCAGCAUCACCUGGCAGUCAGGAAGAGUAUUUUGCACUUCAGUUGAAGAAUGGACGUCCUUAUUUUCUCUUCGAUCCUCAGGGGUCUUCAGUGGAAGUUACCACAACCAAUGAUGAUAGUAAACGCUAUAGCGACGGUGAAUGGCAUGAAAUAAUUGCUAUCAGGCAUCAGGCUUUCGGCCAAAUCACACUUGAUGGGCAGUUCACAGGUGCCUCGGCCGCCCUGAAUGGCAGCACGAUCAUUGGAGAGAGCACAGGGGUGUUUGUGGGAGGGCUGCCCCAGGGAUAUUCCAUCCUCAGGAAGGAUCCCGAUAUAAUCCAAAAGGGUUUUGUGGGCUGUCUCAAGGAUGUGUAUUUUAUGAAGCAAUACAAUCCCUUUGUUAUUUGGGAGCCUCUGGUUUGGCAGAGCUCUGAAGAGCAAACCAACGUGUAUAACAACUGGGAGGGAUGUCCCAGUUCAUUACAAGAGGGAGUCCAGUUCCUAGGAACAGGGUUCCUGGAACUUCAUCCAUAUGUGUUUCAUGGUGGACUGGACUUUGAGAUUUCCCUUAAAUUCAGAACUGACCGAUUAAAUGGGUUGCUGCUUUUCAUUUACAACAAAGAUGGACCUGAUUUUCUUGCUAUGGAACUGAAGAGUGGAAUAUUGAGCUUCCGGCUAAAUACCAACCUUACUUUCACACAAGUGGAUCUUUGGCUGGGCCUGUCCUAUUGUGAUGGAGAAUGGAAUAAAGUGACUAUUAAAAAGGAGAAUUCCGUCCUAUCGGCCAGCAUGAAUGAACUGAUGGAGCGUGUGUCAGAGCCCAGAGCCCAGCUAUUGAUGGUGAAUUCCCCUGUGUAUGUGGGAGGAGCCCCACAGAGGCUGCAGGAUUCUUAUAAACACCUGAGUUUGGAACAAGGUUUCGGUGGUUGCAUGAAGGAUGUUACAUUUGCACGGGGUACUGUCGUUAACGUGGCAUCUGUGUCCAGCAGCGCUGUCAGAGUCAAUCUGGAUGGAUGCCUAUCAACUGACAGUGCUGUUAACUGCAGGGGAAAUGACUCCAUCCUGGUGUACCAGGGAAAAGAGCGGAGUGUUUACGAGACUGGGCUCCAGCCUUUUACAGAAUACCUGUAUCGAGUGAUAGGCUCCCAUGAAGGAGGCUCUGUAUAUAGUGACUGGAGCCGGGGACGAACAACAGCAGCAGCUCCACAAAGUGUGCCAACUCCCUCAAGAGUUCACAGCAUAAACGGAUAUAGCCUCGAGGUGACCUGGGAUGAACCUGUUGUGGUUAGAGGCGUAAUAGAGAAGUACAUUCUGCGAGCCUACAGUGAGGAUGACCCCGGAGCACCCCGCAUGCCCUCUGCCAGUUCAGAGUUGGUCAAUGUCAACACCUUCACAGGUAUAUUGACAGGCUUACUACCUUUCAAAAACUAUGCAGUAACCCUAACUGCUUGCACUUUGGCUGGCUGUACUGAGAGCCCACAUGCAUUGAACAUCUCUACUCCACAAGAAGCGCCACGAGAGAUUCAGCCUCCAGUAGCCAAAUCCCUUCCCAAUUCUUUGUCACUCUCCUGGAAUCCACCCAAAAAAGCAAAUGGUAUUAUAACUCAGUACUCUUUAUAUAUGGAUGGGAUGUUAAUCUAUUCAGGCAAUGGAAAUAACUACACAGUCACAGAUUUAGCGGUGUUUACACCCCACCAGUUCAUACUCGGUGCUUGCACACAUGUGGGAUGUACAAACAGUUCUCCAGUGAUACUGUACACUUCACAGCUGCCACCAGAAUAUGUGGAUUCCCCAAUUUUGACCAUCCUGGAUUCUAGAACUGUAUACAUACAGUGGAAACAACCAAGAAAAGUAAACGGAGUUCUGGAGUGCUAUCUAUUAUAUAUUUCAAAUCACACGCCUGAAUUUGCCAUUUGGGAUGUCAUCUAUAACAGUUCAGAACUUUUCCAGGCUCACGUGCUACGAGACCUAUUCCCUGGUAACAGAUACCUUAUCAAGCUGGGAGCGUGCACGAGGGGUGGGUGCACCGUGAGUGCGGCCAGCGAGGCCCGGACUGAUGAGAGUGUCCCCAAAGGCAUGCCGGCCGCCGACGCGCACUCAUACUCACCUCACUCCUUUAACGUCUCCUGGACUGAGCCCGAAUAUCCGAAUGGCGUUAUCACAAGUUAUGGGCUCUAUCUAGAUGGUAUAUUAAUCCACAAUUCCUCAGAGCUCAGCUGCCAUGCUUCUGGACUUGCACCUUGGAGCCUACAUUCCUUCAGAGUCCAAGCAUGCACGGCCAAAGGUUGUGCUCUGGGCCCGCUGGUGGAAAAUAGAACUCUAGAAGCGCCUCCUAAAGGAACAGUAAAUGUGUUUGUCCAAACAGACGGCUCCCAGAAAGCCCAUGUGAGGUGGACAGCACCUUAUCAACCAAAUGGACAUUUAACAUACUCAGUCCUUUUUACUGGGAUUUUCUAUGCAGAUCAAGCAGAGAAGAACUACACUCUUCUGAAUGGCACACAGGUCAUGCACAGCGGUGAAGAGACCAACCUUUGGGUGCUCAUCGAUGGGCUGGUUCCUUUUAGUAACUAUACCGUCCAAGUGAAUGUUUCAAACAGCCAAGGCAGCUUGAUAAGUGAUCCUGUCACAGUUGCAAUGCCUCCAGGUGCUCCAGAUGGCGUGCUGCCUCCGAGGCUUUCAUCUGCCACUCCAACCAGUCUCCGCGUUGUCUGGUCCACACCAGCUCGGAACAAUGCCCCCGGCUCCCCUAGAUACCAGCUCCAGAUGAGGCCUGGCCCCUCCACCCAUGGAUUUUUAGAGUUAUUUUCCAGUCCUUCUGCAUCGUUAAGCUAUGAAGUGAGAGAUCUCCAACCGUACAUGGAGUAUGAGCUUCGCUUGGUUGCCUCCAAUGGAUUUGACAGUGCACAGAGUUCUUGGAUUCUAUUCAUGACCACAGAGGACAAACCUGGACCUGUGGACCCUCCGAUUCUUCUGGACAUGAAGUCAAGAACGAUGCUGGUCACCUGGCAGCAUCCUUUAAGGAGCAAUGGGGUCAUUACCCAUUACAACAUUUACCAACAUGGCCAUCUCUCCCUGAAAACUUCUGGAAACGUCACUAACUGCACUGUGAACCAUUUACAACCCUAUACGGACUAUAAGUUUCAGGUAGAGGCCUGUACUUCAAAAGGGUGUUCCCUCUCACCAGAGUCCCAGACUGUGUGGACGCUCCCAGAUGCACCAGAAGGCAUCCCAAGUCCAGAGUUGUUCUCAGAUACCCCAACAUCUGUGAUUAUAUCUUGGCAACCUCCCACUCACCCCAACGGCUUGGUGGAGAACUUCACAAUUGAGAGAAGAGCCCAAGGGAAGAAAGAAGUGACUACCCUGGUGGCUCUCCCGAGAAGUCAUUCCAUGCGGUUUAUUGACGAGACUUCUGCUCUCAGCCCGUGGACAAAGUAUGAAUAUCGGGUACUGGUGAGCAUUGUUAAUGGAGGUACAAACAGCAGUGCUUGGGGACAAGUGACCACAAGACCAUCACGACCUGUGGGGGUACAGCCACCUGUGGUGCAUGUGCUAGGACCCCGUGAAGCCAAGGUUACUUGGAAACCUCCCCUCAUCCAGAAUGGAGACCUGCUUAGCUAUGAGAUCCGCAUGCCGGACCCUCACAUCAUGAUAACCAAUGUUUCUUCCUCAGCGUUAAAUCAAGAAAUCACUAAUCUGAUUCCUUUCACAAAUUAUUCUGUCACCAUUGUGGCUUGCUCAGGGGGUAACGGAUAUCUCGGGGGAUGCACAGAGAGUUUACCUACCAAUGUUACCACCCACCCUACCCUACCUCAGGAUGUUAGCCCGUUGUCGGUGAUUUCAGUAAGUGAAUCAUAUGUUGGGAUUUCUUGGCAGCCACCAUCCAGGCCAAAUGGACACAAUUUGAGAUAUGAGCUUCUGAGACGUAAAAUCCAGCAACCACUUGAAUCAAAUCCCCCAGAAGAUUUAAAUCUGUGGUACAAUAUUUAUUCAGGAACUCAGUGGUUUUAUGAAGAUAAGGGUCUUAGCAGGUUUACAACAUAUGAGUAUAAGGUCCUUGUACACAACAGUGUGGGUUUUACACCCAGCCGAGGAGCGACUGUGACAACUUUAGCUGGUCUUCCAGAGAGAGGAGCCAAUUUCACUGCAAUUGUCCUUAACCACACGGCCAUAGACGUGAGAUGGGUGAAACCAACUUUCCAAGACCUACAAGGAGACGUUGAAUAUUACACACUUUUUUGGAGUUCUGCUACCUCAAAUGAAUCUCUAAAAAUCCUUCCAGAUGUAUACUCUCAUGUCAUUGGCCACUUAAAUGCAAACACAGAGUAUUGGAUUUCUAUCUCUGUCUUCAAUGGAGUCCACAGCAUCCACAGUGAAGAACUGCAGGCAACCACUUGUGAUGGGGAGCCUCAGGGCAUGCUUCCUCCAGAGGUUGUCAUCAUCAACAGUGCGGCUGUACGUGUCAUCUGGACAUCUCCUUCAUAUCCAAAUGGUGUCAUCACCGAAUAUUCUAUCUAUGUGAAUAAUAAGCUCUACAAGACCGGAAUGAAUGUGCCUGAGUCUUUGCUUCUGAGAGAUCUGUCUCCCUUCACAAUCUAUAACAUUCAGAUUGAAGUCUGCACAAAAUAUGCCUGUGUGAAAAGCAAUGGAACCCAAAUCACCACCGUGGAAGGUACUCCAAGUGACAUACCAACACCCACAAUUCAUGGCAUCACUUCAAGAUCCCUUCAAAUUGAUUGGAUGCCUCCAGGGAAGCCAAAUGGCAUCAUUCUCGGAUAUGAUCUUUUACGGAAAACAUGGCAUUCAUGCACUAAAACCCAGAAGUUAAUGAAGAAACACAGUGGUAUAUUCUGCAAGGCUGUGAAGUGUCAAAAACCUGAAACUAUCUGUGGCCACAGGUGCUAUUCUCCUGAAGCUAAGGUUUGCUGUAAAGGAGUUCUCUACAACCCCCAGCCUGGAUAUCAGUGUUGUGAAGAGAAGUAUUUCCCAUUUGUUUUGAAUUCAGCUGGAGUUUGCUGCGGUGGCCGAAUACGUGAGGCUCUGCCAAACCACAGCUGCUGCUCUGGGUAUUACACUAGAGUGCUGCCAGGUGAAGUAUGCUGUCCAGAUGAACAGCACAAUCGGGUUUCCACUGGCAUCGGCGAUUCCUGCUGUGGCAGAAUGCCUUACUCCACCUCAGGAAACCAGAUUUGCUGUGCUGGGAGGCUUCAUGAUGGCCAUGGCCAGCAGUGCUGUGGAGGACAGAUUGUAAGCAAAGAUUUAGAGUGCUGUGGUGGAGCAGAAGAAGGUGUCGUGUACAGCCACCUUGCAGGAAUGUUCUGUUGUGGGCAGGAUUAUGUGAAUAUGUCAGAUACCAUAUGCUGCUCAGCUUCCAGUGGAGAGUCUAAAGCACAUGUUAAAAAGAAUGACCCAGCGCCAGUAAAAUGCUGUGAGACUGAACUUAUUCCAAAGAGCCAGAAAUGCUGUAAUGGAGUUGGAUAUAAUCCUUUGAAAUAUGUUUGCUCUGACAAGAUUUCAACUGGAAUGAUGAUGAAGGAGACCAGAGAGUGUGAGACUCUCUGCCCAGCCUCUCUGGAAGCCACAGCACAUUGUGGCAGGUGUGACUUCAACUUUACCAGCCACAUUUGUACUGUGAUCAGGGGAUCCAACAAUUCCACCGAAAGGGAAUCAACUGAAGAAAUAUGCUCAUCUGCUGAACAGACCGUUCAUCCAGGAAGCUUGAACACAUUCUCCUUCACAGAUGUGGACCUAGAACCGUACAUGACGUAUGAAUACAGGAUUUCUGCACGGAAUAGCUAUGGGCGAGGUUUCAGCAAAGCUGUUAGAGCCAGUACAAAAGAAGAUGUGCCUCAAGGAGUGAGUCCUCCUAGGUGGACCAAAAUGGAUAAUGUUGAAGAUGUAAUAGUCUUAAACUGGAAUAAACCUAUACAACCAAAUGGGCCUAUUAUUUACUACAUUCUUCUCCGAAAUGGAAUUGAGUGCUUUCAGGGAACAUCACUGAGCUUCUCUGAUACAAAGGGAAUUCAACCAUUUCAGGAAUAUUCAUACCAGCUGAAAGCUUGCACAGUUGCUGGCUGUUCUGCCAGCAGUAAGGUAGUUGCAGCUACAACCCACGGAGUUCCGCAGAGCAUCCUGCCACCAAGAAUCACAGCCCCCAGUGCGGAGGCUCUGCAUUUGAGCUGGGGCGUCCCUGAGAAACCAAAUGGCGUCAUUAAAGAGUACCAGCUCCGGCAGGCUGGGAAAGGUCUCAUCUACACUGACACCACUGACAGGAGGCAACAUACGGUCACAGGUCUCCAGCCAUACACCAACUACAGCUUCACGCUUACAGCUUGUACAUCUGCUGGAUGCACUUCAAGUGAGCCUUUUCUAGGUCAGACACUGCAGGCAGCCCCUCAAGGAGUUUGGGUGACACCUCGACAUGUUAUCAUCAAUUCUACAACAGUAGAGUUAUAUUGGAAUCUGCCAGAAAAGCCCAAUGGCCUCAUUUCUCAGUAUCAAUUGAGUCGUAAUGGAAUCUUGGUUUUCCUCGGUGGCAGCGAAGAGCAGAAUUUCACUGAUAAAAACCUGGAGCCCAACAGCAGAUACAUUUAUAAGUUGGAAGCCACAACUGGAGGUGGUACCAGUCUUAGUGAUGACUACAUUGUACAAACACCUGUUCUGACGCCAGGAGAAAUCCAGCCUCCGUAUAAUAUCACAGUAACUGGUCCUUAUUCCAUAUUUGUAGCUUGGACCCCACCAGGGAUCCUCAUCCCCAUAAUGCCUGUGGAAUACAAUGUCUUACUCAAUGCUGGAAGUGUGGCACCUCUGACCUCUUCUGCUGGUCAUCAUCAAUCUAUCCUUCUGGAAAAUUUGGCUCCAUUCACACAGUAUGAGAUAAGGAUACAAGCAUGUCAAAAUGGAAGUUGUGGAGUUAGCAAUAGGAUGUUUGUCAAAACAUCUGAAGCAGCCCCAUCGGAUCUAAAUUCCCCUGUUCUUCAGGCACUGGGGCCAGCUUGCAUAGCGAUUAAAUGGAUGCCACCUAAAAAAUCAAAUGGAAUCAUCAUCAACUACUCUAUUCACAGACGUCCUGUUGGCAUGGAAGAGGAGACCCUUUUGUUUGUCUGGUCAGAAGGAGCCCUUGAAUUUACUGAUGCUGCAGACACUCUGAGGCCUUUCACGCUUUACGAGUAUCGCGUCAGAGCCCAUAAUUCCAGGGGCUCAGUGGACAGUCUGUGGACAUCAGCUCGGACCCUGGAAGCCCCACCUCAGGGUCUGCCGGCUCCCUGGGCUCAAGCCACCGGUGCUCAUUCAGUUCUGCUGAACUGGACGAAGCCAGUAUCGCCCAACGGCGUCAUCUCCCAGUACCACGUGGUCUACCAAGAGAAGCCUGAUGAUCCUACAUUUAACCUCUCUACUGUGCAUGCUUUCACAGCGAUGGGAACAAGCCAUCAAGCCCACCUGUUCGGUUUAGAACCAUUCACAAGGUAUCACAUCGGUGUUGUGGCCACAAACCGAGCAGGAGAAGUUUCAAGCCCUUGGACUCUAGUUCAGACCCCAGAAUCUUCCCCAAGUGGACUGAGCGACUUCACAGUAGAACAGAAAGAGAAAGGCCGGGCAUUGUUACUACAGUGGCCGGAGCCCGUGAGAACCAAUGGUGUGAUCAAGACAUACAGCGUCUUCAGUGACGGCGUCCGGAAGUACACAGGCUUGGGUCGCCGGUUUCUCUUCCGACGCCUGGAACCCUUCACUCUCUACACGCUGGUCCUGGAGGCCUGCACCCGGGCAGGCUGCGCACACUCAGCGCCCCAGCCUGUGCGGACGGACGAAGCCCCUCCCCACUCUCAGUUGGCCCCUACAAUCCAGUCUGUGGGGUCCACCAGCGUUGAGCUGAGCUGGUCUGAGCCUGUUAACCCAAAUGGAAAGAUAAUUCGCUAUGAAGUGAUUCGCAGAUGCUUUGGGGGAAAAGCUUGGGGGAAUCAGACAAUCCAGGCCCAUGAGAAAAUUGUUUUCACAGAAUAUAACACUGAAAGGAAUACAUUUACGUAUAACGACACAGGUUUACGGCCAUGGGCUCAGUGUGAAUACAAAGUCCACUCUUGGAAUUCAGCAGGCCAUACCUGUAGUUCCUGGAAUAGGGUAAGGACGAGGCAGGCGCCUCCAGAAGGCCUCUCUCCACCGGAGAUAGCCUGUGUGUCUAUGAAUCCGCCCAAACUGCUGAUUUCCUGGGUCCCACCAGAGGAGUCGAAUGGUGUCAUCCUGUCCUACAGGCUUCAAAGGAAUGGCACGCCCUGUCCCUUCAGCUUCGGUGCUGUCACUCUCAGCUAUACCGACGCAGCCGUGCUUCCUUACUCCGCGUACAGUUACGCGGUCACAGCCUGCACCAGCGGAGGCUGCUCCACCAGCAAGCCCGCAGACACCACAACUCCCGAGGCCCCUCCAGCGGGUGUCAGCCCCCCAGACCUUGGGGCCGUCAGUGCUACUCAAAUACAUGUAUCGUGGUCGCCACCAUCAAUUCCAAAUGGGAAGAUCACUAACUAUCUCCUUAGGUUUGAUGGGAAGGAGCACCUUGCUGGGCAGAGCCUGUCCCUGGCGGUCGCCCACCUGCAGCCUUAUACUCAGUAUAAUUUCUCCCUAGUGGCCUGCACAAGCGGAGGAUGUACAGCUAGUGCACCGACGUCCGCGUGGACGAUGGAAGCCCCUCCCCAGAACAUGGACGCCCCAAAGCUGCAAGUCACAGGCUCAGAAUCCAUAGAAAUCACCUGGGAACCUCCAAGAACUCCAAAUGGCCAGAUCACAAGUUAUGAACUUAGGAGGGACGGAACCAUGAUAUAUGCUGGCCUGAAAACUCGCUAUCGUGAUUUCACUCUCACCCCAGGUGUGGAGUACAGCUAUACGGUGACUGCCAACAACAACCAAGGGGGUGUUUUGAGUCCACCUGUCAAAGAUAGAACCAGCCCCUCAGCACCUUCAGGAAUGGAACCCCCAAGACUACAGGCCAGGGGCCCUCAGGAGAUCUUAGUGAACUGGGACUCUCCAGUGAGGACGAAUGGUGAUAUUGUCAACUAUACCCUCUUUAUCCAUGAGCUGUUUGAAAGAGAAACAAAAAUCAUGCACAUAAACACAACCCACAGUUCUUUUGGUACGCAGACAUUCACCGUGAGCCAGCUGAAACCCUUUCACAGGUAUGAAGCACGAAUUCAAGCCUGCACCUUGCUGGGAUGUGCAUCAAGUGACUGGACCACCACGCAGACCCCUGAGAUAGCACCCCUGAUGCAACCUCCUCCUCACCUAGAGGUGCAGAGGGUUCCAGGGGGAUUCCAGCCCACAGUUUCCCUUUCAUGGUCAGGACCACUUCAGCCAAAUGGAAGAGUUUUAUAUUAUGAAUUGUACAGAAGACAAAUAGCAACCCAGCCUGGAAAAUCAAGUCCAGUGCUAAUCUAUAAUGGGAGCUCAAGCUCUUUUACAGAUUUCGAACUAUUGCCUUUCACAGAGUAUGACUAUCAGGUCUGGGCAGUGAAUCCAGCAGGAAAAGCCCCCAGCAGCUGGACGCGGUGCAGAACCGGGCCCGCCCCCCCAGAAGGUCUGAGCGCCCCCAGGUUCCACGCGGUCUCCUCCACCCAAGCCGCGGUCAGCAUCAGCGCCCCUGGGAAGCCCAACGGGAUCAUCAGCCUCUAUAGGUUGUUCUCCAGCUCCAGUGGGGCCGAGACGGUGCUGUCUGAAGGCAUGGCUGCCCGGCGGACUCUGCGUGGCCUGCAGCCCUUCACUACAUACUCCAUUGGGGUAGAGGCCUGCACUUGUUUCAACUGCUGCAGCAAAGGGCCAAUGGCAGAGCUGAGAACCCCUCCUGCUCCACCCUCGGGACUGUCCUCUCCCCAGAUUCAGACCCUGACCUCGAGGACAGCCUCCUUCCAGUGGAGUCCACCCCUGUUCCCCAAUGGUGUCAUUCAGAGCUAUGAGCUCCAGCUCUCCGUGGCUUGCCCUCCUGAUUCUGCCAUUGCCUGUACUCCCAGCCACUCAGAGACAAAGUACACGGGGCCGGGGCAGAGGGCCAGCCUCGAGGGUCUCCAGCCUUACACCCGCUACGAGCUGAGAGUGAUAGCCCACAACGAGGUGGGCAGCACCGCUUCUGCGUGGAUCAGCUUCUCCACUCAAACAGAAUUACCCCAGUUCCGAGCCCCGUUUUCGGUGGAUGGCAAUUUGUCCAUGGUGUGUGUUAACUGGAGCAGCUCCUUCCUUCUGAACGGCCCCCUGAAGGAGUUCGUGGUCACUGAUGGAGGGCAGCGCAUGUACAGCGGCAUGGACACUGCCCUCUACAUACCAAGGACGGUGGACAAAACCUUUUUUUUCCAGGUCAUCUGCACUACAGAUGAAGGAAGUGUUAAGACACCUCUGAUCCAAUACGAUACCUCUACUGGAUUUGGCCUGGUGCUGACAACUCCUGGAGAAAAGAGGGGAUCUGGGAGCAAAAACACGGAGUUCUACUGCGAGUUAUGGUUCAUAGUGCUAAUGGCAAUUCUGGGCUUGAUCUUGCUGGCCAUUUUUCUGUCCCUGAUGUUACAAAGAAAAAUCCACAAAGAACCAUAUAUCAGAGAGAGACCUCCCUUAGUGCCUCUCCAGAAGCGGAUGUCUUCAUUGAGUGUCUACCCUCCAGGGGAUACCCAGAUGGGAUUAGCCGAUACCAAAAUCCCCCGGGCUGGGACUCCUGUGAGCAUUAGGAGCAGCCGGAGCAUGUCUGUGCUUCGGAUCCCGAGUCGGCGCCGAAUCAGCCAAGCCCAGUCCCACGGCUCUCUGCACCGCAGCGCCAGCCAACUCACGGGCAUUCAAGACGAGAAAGCCUCGACUGACGACUCCCUGUGGGAAACCGUCAUGGGCCAUGACAGUGGAUUGUAUGUGGAUGAAGAGGAUCUGAUGAAUGCCAUCAAGGGUUUCAACUCUGUGACCAAGGAACACACCACAUUCACCGACACCCACCUAUAGAAGGAUGGAAACUUGUAAGGCGUAAAUCUGGG
Messenger RNA from Manis pentadactyla (Chinese pangolin), 15838 nucleotides. RefSeq names its product usherin (gene USH2A). Gene Ontology annotation, molecular function: protein binding. The coding region runs from base 195 to 15806 and encodes 5203 amino acids. The record is from RefSeq and is a predicted model, not a curated record. Lineage: Eukaryota; Metazoa; Chordata; Mammalia; Pholidota; Manidae. The transcript is spliced from 71 exons.